GUGACCUCUGACCUGUCAUAUGACAACAAACAUGGCGCAGGACGGUAGCAUGUUCGCUGUCACAGCCGCCAAAAUCAGCUUAGUUUUCCUCAUUUUCCCCAACCUUUCCUACCAGGACAUCGGCAGAAUAGAUUUGAACGGUGUAUGGCUAGCUAGCAACGGUGGCGGGGACAUAAACCUGAACGGCACGGUACCGGGGUGCAUCCACACGGACCUCAUGGCUGCUGGGAGAAUCGGAGACCCGUAUUUCCGUUUCAACGAUGUCGCGUACCGGUGGGUCGCCAAGGAAAACUGGAGCUACUCUCGACAGUUCAGCGUCCCAGAGGACCUGCUCAAGCACAAGGAGAUCGUGCUGGUCUGCGAGGGUCUGGAUACCGUGGCUACAGUCACUGUCAACGGGCACAACGUCGGACAAUCCAACAAUAUGUUCAGAAGGUACACGUUUGACAUCAAGCCUGUGCUUCAGUCUGGAGUCAACACCAUCCAAGUUACUUUCCAGUCUGCGAUCAAAUAUGCAGCCGAGAAGAACAUGAGUCAUGCAGAGUACAUGGUACCACCAGACUGUCCCCCGGCGGUACAGAAGGGAGAAUGUCAUCCCAACUUCAUAAGGAAGGAACAAUGCUCCUUUAGCUGGGACUGGGGACCAGCAUUCGCGACACAGGGAAUUUGGAAGAACAUCAGCAUACAGGCUUAUGACAGUGCAGUGAUCAGAGAUGUACACGUUACUCCAAAGAAAGGCGACGGAAAGACAACCCUCUGGCUGAUCGACGUCACAGUUUACAUGGAUGUCUCAAAAGCAGCAAAACCCCCCAUAACCGGUCUAGUCAGUGCACAGCUGCAGGGUUUCCCAACCCUGUUUGUCAAGAACAAUGUCAAGUUGAAGUCUCCAAGUGACCGUCUCACUCUAACAUUGAACGUGAGCUCUCAGUUUAAGGUAGAAAGUUGGUGGCCGGCAGGGUAUGGAAAACAGAUGCUUUACAAGGUGGGAGUGACUUUUGUGAGCACAGACACUGGUGAAGUUUCAGCAAAGCUAGUGAAAACUGGACUCCGCACUGUGGAACUUGUCCAAGAGCCCAUCAAAGGAUCCCCUGGCCUGAGUUUCUACUUCAAGAUCAACAAUGUGCCAAUCUUUCUGAAAGGAUCCAACUGGAUUCCUGUAGAUGCAUUCAAGAAUCGCAUUACCACAGCAUAUACCAGGUACCUGUUACAGUCUGCUGUUGACGCCAACAUGAACACCCUACGGGUGUGGGGCGGAGGGAUAUACGAACAUGACGACGUGUACGACAUCGCCGACGAACUCGGCAUCAUGAUUUGGCAGGACUUCAUGUUCGCCUGCGCCAUGUACCCGGUAGAUGACGACUUUCUCGGCAACGUACGCGAAGAGAUACAACAACAGGUUGUACGAAUCGGUAACCAUCCCUCCGUCAUAGCUUGGAGUGGCAACAAUGAAAACGAAGCCGCCCUUGCAGCAAACUGGUACGGUACUGACAACACAACACAACUCCAUGCGCUUUAUCGUGAAGACUACGUGAAGCUGUACGUUAACGUCACCAUGGCAACUGUCUGGUCCCUUGACAAAUCUCGUCCCAACAUCACGUCCAGUCCGUCCAAUGGCAAAGAGACAGAGAAGGAAAACUGGGUCGCUAAAAAUCCAUACGAUCAUCACUACGGCGAUGUCCACUACUACAACUAUGUGUCCGACUGCUGGGAUUGGACAAAGUUUCCGAAGACCAGGUUCGCAUCUGAGUAUGGUUUUCAAUCGUGGCCCUCGUUCCAUACCCUAAAGAAAGUGUCAACUGCUGAUGAUUGGACACUGGACAGUGACUUUAACGACCACAGACAGCAUCAUCAAGACGGCGACGUCCAGAUGUUGGACCAGGCAAAGUUUCAUUUUGCCUUGCCUACCGGCGAUGACCCAGUGCAGCAGUAUGAGGACAGCAUUUACCUGUCUCAGGUUGUCCAAGCCAUGUGCAUCAAGACUCAGACGGAAUUCUACCGUAGAAGUAGGAGUGAGAUCAUUGGUGGAAAAGGCCACACCAUGGGCGCCCUGUACUGGCAACUCAAUGACAUUUGGCAAGGGCCAACGUGGUCAUCAUUGGAAUAUGGAGGUAGAUGGAAAAUGCUCCAAUACUAUGCUGCAAAGUUCUUUGCUCCAGUCAUGACUGUCAUCUUUGAAGAUGGAGAACAGCUGAAGGUGUAUGUUGUGUCAGACCUGACCACAAAACUCAGUCAAGUGAAUCUACAGGUACAAGUAUGGACAUGGUCUAGCUUCAAGCCUCUCAAAUCCUGGGCCAAGACCUUUGACAUGGAGGGCAGCUCUGCCAGCAUGAUCUUCAACCAGACCACCGCAGAAUUCUUGAAGGAUGCCAAGUGCACCAAACGCGAGGCGUGUUUCAUCACCUCCGGACUGUUAGAUUCCAAACAGAAGCCGUACGGUCCCACAAACAGUUAUUUCCUUACGCCUUUGAAGUCGGCAUUAGGGCUUGCAAAAGUUAACGUAACAGUAAGCAAGAUCACGUUGCUGCCAGAUGCACCUAAACCAGGGGCCCCAAAUGCCUUACAGGUUGAGCUGAAAACAACAGGUCCUGCGCCAUUUGUUUGGCUGGAUUCUGGAGACGUAGAGGGGAGGUUCUCAGACAACGGUUUCCUGAUGAAUGUAGACACAUUAGCUCUUCAGUUUUAUCCACUUCAAAGUGUGAAAGCACCAGAUUUUGAGAAGGAAGUGAGAGUGCUGUCCCUGAUGGAUAUUUACAGAAAAUGAAGUAUAUCAUAUGAAUUGAAUUAAUUUUUUUCCCAUAAUGAUUGUUUACGUCCAUGUUAGAUCAUUAUUUGGAACUUAUCGUAAGUUAUAGAGUUUUUCCCCACCAUUUUGGUAUUUUUCCAUACAAUAUUGCUUUGCAAAAAGACAGAAGUUGUUGCUAAAGUUUGUUACUUCAAUGUCUUCAUCUUUGUACAAGAUAGUUUGACAAGAAUUUGAACAAAAAAGCAGAGGUUGGAUCGCGGAGAUAAUAGUGGUCGGGAUUUUGACUUCCCUCUGAAGCUGGCUUCCCUCAGAGGGAAGUAAAAAUCCCAACCACUGCUAUCUCCGACCCAACCUCUGCUUGGAGAAUAGUAAGUUAGCAGUAGUUCACCUUUAUCUGCAGGGUGACCUAUAUCCGUUGUAUUUAGAAACUAAGGUAUUUAGAGAUAUCAGUUUGACAGACACUGGUGUAAAAUUGCAAUAUUUUCAAAAUAUUGCAUUUAAAGAUUUAGUGUUUUUUCAAAGUGUCCUUGAUGGCAUUUUCUAUGCUAGGUGUUUGUUGAUAUGAAAGUUAAACUGUAAGUUAAACUAUAAGAUUAUAAAAUCAAAAGUAUCUUGACUUUAUUUAAAUACAAUUCAAUCUUUACAGCUUGAUUAAAAAAACAAUUCCUUGCGGAUGUUUUGAGUGACAUCCAUCACUCUUCUUUAGCAUCACUAGAAAGAACCGGCAGAACAAAUCAAUACAAGUUCAUCCAACUAGAUAAAAACAUCUAAAAAUGUCUGCAUGUUCAUUCUAGUGAUGCUGAAGAAGAGUGAUGGAUGUCACUCAAAAUGUCCUGAAGUAAUUUUCCAUUUCAGUUGUAGAGAUUGAAUUGGAUUUGAAUAAUCAUUAACCUCCAUGAAUGUAUCUUUACUAUUGCUGCUCACUAUUGCUGCUCUUGAUUUAUUUUUUUUGAAGGGCUAGAAGAGAUGAUUGAAUUCAUUAUGAGUUAAAAGAUGAGUUUCAUACAUAUAUAAGAAUUGUAUCAUUCCUGCUUGAGACUAUAAGGAGUGGAUGUAACCAUGGGAAGAGUAAUGACGUGCCAUGAUAUGCACAUAUGUUGCCAAUACAUUUCAGCAUAAUAUGAGAAUAUGAGAAUAGAAUAUGAAAAGUAAAAAAAAAAAACUGGAUUGUGUUCCUUUGGGUAACAUAUUGUUUGUUGAACUACUAUAUCAAGUAUAUACAAAAUGUACCUUGUGUAUUAUUCUGGAAAGCGCACAAUAAAACAAGUACAACACGUAA
Messenger RNA from Branchiostoma floridae (Florida lancelet), 4022 nucleotides. Its product is annotated as beta-mannosidase-like. Bases 20 to 2761 code for a protein of 913 amino acids. Gene Ontology annotation, molecular function: beta-mannosidase activity. The transcript is spliced from 8 exons. Gene Ontology annotation, biological process: glycoprotein catabolic process; carbohydrate metabolic process. NCBI's taxonomy places the organism in Eukaryota, Metazoa, Chordata, Leptocardii, Amphioxiformes, Branchiostomatidae. The record is from RefSeq and is a predicted model, not a curated record.